Molecule: messenger RNA, 1128 nt
Organism: Phlebotomus papatasi
Lineage: Eukaryota; Metazoa; Arthropoda; Insecta; Diptera; Psychodidae
Gene: prel
Product: protein preli-like
Exons: 2
Coding region: 161-805 (214 amino acids)
Biological process (GO): phospholipid transport
Cellular component (GO): mitochondrial intermembrane space
Molecular function (GO): phosphatidic acid transfer activity
Source: RefSeq, a predicted model, not a curated record
UGGGUGAAAUUGAAAUGUCAGUUUUUUGGCCUGAAGAAAAACAUUGAUCGGUGGUGGAAAAUUUGUUAUCGCGGCAAAUCCCGCUUAGAUUAUGUAAAAAUUUGUGGUAGUUCUCCAAGAAAAAGUCAUCAGCAGCAUCUCGAAAAGGUGAUUUGGGAAAAUGGUGAAGUAUUUCGAGGAUAAAACCACAUUCAACUUUAACUGGGAGCAAGUGGCUCAGGCAUUCUGGCUCAAGUACCCAAAUCCCCACAGUAAUCACGUGUUGACCGAGGAUACCAUCCAGCGGGAGGUGCGGGAUGGGAAAUUGUACAGCAAGAGACUCCUGUCCAAGACCAAUCGAGUACCCAAAUGGGGCGAGAGAUUCUACAAUGCCAAAUCGGUGAAGAUUGUGGAGGAAUCUGUGUGUGAUCCACGGGAACGGACACUGGUCACCUACACACGCAACAUUGCAUUUACCAAGAUAAUGAGUGUGACAGAGAAAGUAGUGUACGUGACCUCGAAGGAGAAUCCCGCCAAGACAGUAGCUCAUCGAUCAGCCUGGAUUGAUUCUCAGGUAUUUGGCUUUUCGAGAGCCAUUUCCGCCUUUGGACUGGACCGCUUCAAGAAGAACUGCUCCAAAAUGGUGACAGGCUUCGACUGGGUGCUCCACACUAUGUUCCCAAACCCCAAUUCCGCCCAUCAGGAUUUCCACAGCCUGCACUCCACCACAAAAACCCAGAAGAUCAAAGAAGCCGCCCGGACAGCUUCGGAUCACGUCAAAGCUCAGGCUGAGCACAUCUACCAAGCGUACUCGGUGAAAAACUGAGAAAAUACCGAGGAAGCAGCUCCUCCGGAAGUCACAUUCAUUCCAACAGACACCAAUUUUAACUCCCCGUAAUUGCCUGCAGAUGCUGCAAAUGUGCCCCUUCCGGACAUCCGCCAUCCACCUCUUUCUAUUUCCUUCCCACAUUUCUGAGGUUAAAGGACUUCAGCUAACUCUUGUACAUUAAGAAAAGUUUUCUCUCUUCAGGGUUCUUCUGGGGUUGGGAUAGUUGUGUAGACAAAUAAAAAUGCUUUAAAAUUGUUCAAAGUGAAAAAUAAACCAGGUUUAUUGCGCUUUCCAACUCAGAAAAAAAUGGUUUUUGCUGG